GUUGACUGCUGCAAGCAAAGAAAACACGAGCGAAUUCCUUCGCCUAUGCCUUUCCAGCUUCAUCAGAAGUUCCUUCCUCAAUCUUUCUGAGGAUUUUGGGGCUGAAUUGAAGCGCCUGGAUCAAUAUAUCGUUGUUUGAUAUCGCAUUUUAUUUCGCUUUUUGCGUAAUGAGUUUCGCUUUUCUGAGAAGCAACUGACAAGUUUUUCGCACCUUUGGCUCAAAAUCUUGCGCAAAGGAGGGAGAUUUACCAGAAUUCCUCUCGCCCAUGGAAGAAUCAGGCAAAUUACCAUCAGAAGAGAACAAAGGCUCUAUGGAGAAAAAUAAGAAGAGAAAACUCAAAACGCCUGCUCAGGUUUAUGCUUUGGAGAAAUUUUAUAACGAGCACAAAUAUCCCACUGAGGAAAUGAAAUUAGAACUUGCUGAGGAAGUGGGGUUGACAGAAAAACAAGUAUCUGGAUGGUUUUGCCACCGAAGGCUAAAAGAUAAAAGACUGUUGAAAGAUGAAGCUUUUGCUAAUGGGCGACCAGAUAUUUCAAGCGGUGUCAUCCAAGAUCAUGGAAGUGGACUAGGGCAAGAUUCAUGUGGAAGCACCAAACAUUGUGAUUAUAGGCAUCUUGAUCCCAAAGAGGUUGAGAGUCGUGGCCUUUAUGGUGGUCAUGAUAUUUUAGUUUCAGAUAUGGCCUAUGAACGUAGGAAUCAUUAUUCCGAAAAUGUUGGUGCAAUGGAUGAAACAUCAUCUGAGAGCAGCUCAUCUUUGCAAGAAAAGGAUUCAUAUGAUGCUGAGCCUUCCGGAUAUCUAACACCUGACGGAGCUCUACCAACUAAAAUUCCCAAGGCUGCCACAAACAUGAGAUAUAAACCAUCAGGCUAUCUUAAAGUAAAAGGAGAGAUAGAAAACCCUGUUAUAACUUCUGUUAAGAAGCAAUUAGGAAGAAAUUAUCGGGAAGAUGGUCCACUACUUGGUAUUGAAUUUGAUCCACUUCCUCCAGGGGCAUUUGAGUGUAAAAUUGCAGAUCCAUUUCAUGAAACAUACUAUAUGGCGAAUCGUGCUCUUAACUACUCUCCUGAAAUUUCUGCUGUGAAAAGGCAACCCGGUCUUUGUGCUAGAUAUGAUUCGUAUAAUACCGAAUUGUAUCUGGAAGAUUCUCAUAUGGAAGGAGAAAACCUCUCUGAUUUCCAGGAUAAGAAGUCUCAUCAGCAUUCAAAGCAAAGACCACCUUUGUACAGUCAUACCUUUCGAUUUCCUAGCACAAACUCUUCUCUGGAUAUGUAUGAACAUUCUGUCGGAGAAGCACCUGCAUAUAAUAGAAAAGACAAUCGUAGAGUCGGCAUCAGGCAUGGCUUUGAAGGGUUGAAAUCUGAUUAUGCUUCUAAUCAUAGUGAUCACUAUGAUGGUAACCUUGCAGCAAACUUAAAAGACUCACUGUUGCAUGGAUAUGAUAAUGUCGAUUUGAAGAAUGCUCAGAGUGAAUAUGUAAAACCUAAGCCUUCAAACCUGAUCAGGAAUCCUUUUGUUUCUAUGGACACUAAGGAUAGAGGAGGGCUACCCAGUAAGAUGAUAAAGGAAAAGAAAUCUAGUGAAAAAAGAAAGGCAAGAAAACAAAGUGAUGAUCCAAAUGGACUAAGGAUGCUUUCGCAUGAGGUUUGUGCUGCCAAACGUCUUGUUGGUCCACCUCUACAAUACAAUGUUCAAGAACAUGUUGCUGAGAUGCAACCACACAAAAGCCAGAGAUCUUCCAUGGAAGUGUCAUCUAGCUUUAGUGAAGAUGAAACUGCCAAUCCCAGCUCGUCUCUUGAUGAAGCAAUCGGUUGCCGUUAAACAGUAGACAGAGUUUUAGAGAGGUUUCUGUAUGCCAUGCCAUGGAUAUGUACAGUGAGUGAGCUAAGGAGCACUCUUUGUAGCCAGCAAGAGUAGUCGCAUUGAAGUAUUGAAUCUGUUUGAUGCUUUUGGUACCUGUUUGCCAUUGUACGAAAAGAAGAAAGCCCUUCCUUAUUUAUGUGAUUAUGUAAAUCUCACUAAUCUGGAGUUGAUUGUGGUAGGAGGUUUUGAAAUGCAUCCUAGUUUGGUUCUAUUUU
Molecule: messenger RNA, 2077 nt
Organism: Neltuma alba
Lineage: Eukaryota; Viridiplantae; Streptophyta; Magnoliopsida; Fabales; Fabaceae
Exons: 8
Coding region: 267-1820 (517 amino acids)
Molecular function (GO): DNA binding
Source: RefSeq, a predicted model, not a curated record